UAUAUUCAAUAUUAUUUCUUAGAGUACAUAUAAUGAAUUCAUAUCACAGUAAUUUUGAUUGAGAUCUGUCGAUCCACUAGUCCACAGUUCUUAGGAAGGAAGAAAGGAUUUGGUUGGUCCGACUCUGAGCUAGGUAUUCAUGGAGCAUGGAUCAAUGGAGUAUUCCAGCAGACAACGUUAUUGGGUGUUAGAAAUCAAACUCGUGUCGUGCAAAGAUCUGAAAGCCUUCAACUUCUUUCAGAAACUCUCAAUUUAUGCGAUUGUGUCGCUGAAGGUAAUUAGCGAUGAUGCGGAGAAGAAAGUAAAAGAAGCAGAAGAGCAGAUGAAUGAAGAGGUAGUAGAGCAACAAAUAAAAAAAACACCAACUGAUGGGGAAGGAGAUGGAAAUCCUGAAUGGAAUCACCAGAUGCGGUUUGAGUUUGAUCAUAAAGAUGAUCAUCGUCAGUUGAAGGAUGGACGGCUCUUGAUUCACUUUGAUCUGCGGCAUCAGGGUCUGGGAAUAUUGGGAAUCGGAGACAGAAGUAUAGGAGAGGUUCGUGUGCCCUUGAAUGAUCUGAUGAUCCCAUAUAUCCCACCGUCGUCGGCGAAUAAUUCUGGACUUGGACUUGGAGGAGUGCAGCAGCAGCAGGCAAGGUAUGUGAAUUAUCAGGUCCGGACUAGCGAUGAAAAACCCAAUGGGAUGUUGACCUUCUCCUACAAGCUGAAGCUACUCAUUAAGGGUGCAGGCACUGAUGAUCAGCCACGUAUUCAAUACCCCACAAUUACAUUGGAAGAAGAUGACGAUGAUGAUAUUAUGCACAAGUUCAACAACACUAGUACACAAGUUGAUGAUAAUAAUUCUGAUAUUACGAGUUCCGGAUCCCAGCAGCAGCAGCAGCAGCAGCAGCAGCAGGAAUAUUAUUACACAUCAAACAUAUCAUCAGCUGCGCCUGCGCCUGCGCCUGCUCCCGCACAUAAUAAUAAUUAUUCGCAAUCACAAUCACAGUUACAAGCUGAUCAUCAACAAAUAUGCAGCAGCUGCCUACCACAAUAUCAUCAUCCUUAUGAUCCACCAGUAGCAGUAGCAGGUCAUCGCACCUAUUAUCCACCGCCACCUCCCCCGCCCAUGGCAGAUCAUGGGGCAUCUUACCCUUACCACCCUCCUCCACCUGGCUACGGGAUGGUCCAUCCUCCAUGGCCACCCCAUCCUUACCAUGAUUACGGUCCUUGGAGCCCGCCAGCUGGGAUUGGACGCCCACAUGGACAUGGACAUGAACAUGGGUUUUUUUAAUUAGUUUGAUGAUGUAUAUGUAUAGAUUAAUACCGGAGAAUAGAUCGACUUGAAAUCCUGGCAGGCCGGGACUGGCUGCCGGAGAGAGUGGUAUGGUAUGUAAUAAUAUUAACGAUGUUCCCAAUGGCCCCUCCAAUUCACUCA
Messenger RNA from Prunus avium (sweet cherry), 1414 nucleotides. RefSeq lists its product as uncharacterized. Gene Ontology annotation, biological process: defense response. Lineage: Eukaryota; Viridiplantae; Streptophyta; Magnoliopsida; Rosales; Rosaceae. The record is from RefSeq and is a predicted model, not a curated record.